Molecule: messenger RNA, 1635 nt
Organism: Salvia hispanica
Lineage: Eukaryota; Viridiplantae; Streptophyta; Magnoliopsida; Lamiales; Lamiaceae
Product: carnosic acid synthase-like
Molecular function (GO): oxidoreductase activity, acting on paired donors, with incorporation or reduction of molecular oxygen; heme binding; iron ion binding
Source: RefSeq, a predicted model, not a curated record
AUGGUUGCUUCUUUGUUCCUAGUUUUUUCCUUAGCCUUCAUAGCAGCAUGGGCUUUAGGUUUACUCUCGCGGCGAGGCCACGGAGGCAAUUUGCCUCCGGGGCCUCGUCCCCUUCCGAUAGUUGGAAACAUCUUCCAACUCCGCGGAAAUCCACUUAAGUCUUUAGCCGAUCUCGCCAAAACCUACGGCCCCUUGAUGUCCCUCCGCUUCGGGACUCAGCUUGUCGUCAUCGUCUCCUCGCCCGAGGUGGCGAUGGAGGUGCUACACAAGCAGGGCCAUACCUUCUCCAGCCGCUCCCUCCCCGCCGCUGUCAACAUCUACGGCUUCAACAAGGCUUUGUGGACCAUGAUGCCGGCCGACUCCGCCCCGUGGAAACGAUUCCGGAAAAUGGGCAAAGAGAAGCUCUUUUCUAACGAGGCGCUUCAUCAAACGGAAUGGCAACGUCAAGAGACGUUGCAAAGGCUCGCCAAGCAUGUGCGUGGGUUCAGCGAGCGGGGCGAGGUGAUGAACGUAGGGGCGGCGACGUUCACCACCAUGACCGACCUCGUGUUGUCGACUCUCUUCUCGAUCCAUCUCACCGACUACACCUCCCCGGAUUCCGCCAUGACCAAGGACUUCAAGGCGAAUGUUAAUGCCUUCUCGAGGUACAUUGGGAUUCCGAAUGUCUCUGAUUUCUUCCCGGUCUUAGCGCCGUUGGAUCUGCAAGGGAUCCGACGGAAGAUCGGGUAUCAUCUUAAGAAGUUGCUAGAUUUUGUGGAUGACAAAGUCGACAAGCGAAAGGUUGAACGGAUGGACUCCGAUUACCGUAAAAAGAAUGAUUUUCUAGACACGCUUCUUGACCUUGCGGAUGGAGCUGAGUAUGAAUUGACCAAAGAAGAAAUCAGUCUUCUCUUGGCGGACCUAAUUAUUGCAGGAACAGAAACAAGUGGAGCCAUGGCGGAAUGGACAAUGGUAGAGCUACUACUCCAUCCCGACAAAAUGGCAAAGGUGAAAGCAGAACUUAAGAGCGUUCUUAGAGAUAAAAGCAUCGCGGAAGCAUCAGACAUCGCCAAACUCCCAUACUUGCAAGCCACGGUCAAUGAAGCGUUCCGGUACCACCCUCCCUCGCCCCUAGUAGGUCCACGUGAAGCGAGAGAGGUAACAAAGGUAAAUGGUUACACAAUACCAAAAAAAACAAGGGUACUUGUGAACUUUUGGGCAAUUACUAAAGAUCCCAGGAUAUGGAAGAAUCCCGAGGUGUUUGAGCCUGAGAGGUUUUUGGGUACAGAUAUAGAUUUCGAGGGCCAACAUUUCCAGCUGAUUCCAUUUGGAUCGGGGAUAAGAAUUUGCCCUGGCUUGCCACUAGCUAGUCGUAUGUUGUUCUGCAUGGUGGCGACAUUGUGUCAUAACUUUGACUGGGAGCUUCCAGGAGGGGUUGAAUCCAAAGUAAUCGAAAGAGAAGAUGUGUUUGGAUUGUCACUGCAAAAGAAAGUCUCCCUUAGGGCCAAACCCAAACCCAUCAAGGUUUGAUGGAUUUUAUUAGACUUAUUAGAAUUUGCUUGUUCUUGUGUUGCUGAAUAAAUGUACGAAUAAAAAGUUAAACACUAUUGUAACAAGUUUUCCAUGUCAUUAUAUAAAUCACUAUCAUUAUAUGAA